Molecule: messenger RNA, 537 nt
Organism: Lathyrus sativus (Indian pea)
Lineage: Eukaryota; Viridiplantae; Streptophyta; Magnoliopsida; Fabales; Fabaceae
Source: the annotation of a GenBank genome assembly
AUGAACAAUAUUCACUUUGGAAAUGAGAGAGAGCAAAUUCUGAAGAAGAGGAAAUCAUGUGAUGAAGCCACUACCAACAUGAAAACUUCAAAGAGAAGAUUAUGCAACAACAAUAACAAUGAAGAAGUGAAAAACAACAAGGGAUCAGUGUCCACAACACUGAAGCUUUACGACGACCCAUGGAAGAUAAAGAAGACACUAACCGACAGCGAUCUAGGAAUCUUGAGCAGACUCUUGUUGGCUGCAGAUUUAGUGAAGAAACAAAUUUUGCCUAUGUUGGAUGUUGAUGAAGCUAGAGCUGCAGAAACCGAGGAAGGUUCCCCGGUUCAUGUUUUCGACAUGGAAACAAACACCAUGCAUGAACUCGUUCUAAAGCGAUGGUCUUCGUCCAAGAGUUAUGUUCUUAUUGGAAAGUGGAAUCAAGAUUUUGUGAGAAGAAGAGAGCUUAAGAAAGGAGAUGAAAUUGGAUUUCAAUGGGAUCCUUUUAACCGCACUUUCAAUUUCUGUGUUCUUAAAAGGGCUAUGCACAUGUUAUAA